This is a messenger RNA of Dendroctonus ponderosae (mountain pine beetle), 548 nucleotides long. RefSeq names its product mitochondrial import inner membrane translocase subunit Tim13. NCBI's taxonomy places the organism in Eukaryota, Metazoa, Arthropoda, Insecta, Coleoptera, Curculionidae. The record is from RefSeq and is a predicted model, not a curated record. The transcript is spliced from 3 exons. Bases 131 to 397 code for a protein of 88 amino acids.
CGCCUCAGURAAAUUUUCUGUGAACUGUGAACAUACUCCUGCGAUUUACAUAACCUAACCUUCUAMACAGAUAACCUCAAAUCCUAAACUCACGGCUAAAGUUAAGACAAUCCGAAAUUAAAUCUACAUUAUGGACAGUGUGGCAAAUUUAACUGGAGCCCAAAAGGGGGAACUCAUGGAUCAAGUUAAACAACAAAUAGCAGUUGCAAAUGCCCAAGAACUCCUCACAAAAAUGACUGAAAAGUGCUUUAAAAAGUGUAUAUCAAAACCAGGCACAUCUCUGGAUAGUUCAGAACAGAAAUGUGUAGCAAUGUGUAUGGACCGAUAUAUGGACUCAUGGAAUCUCGUUUCAAGAACAUACGGUAUGCGAAUCCAGCGUGAAAGAACGAACAUGUAAUAAAAAUCUGAAUAGUCAUCAAGCAUGUGUUCUUUAGUCUAGUUAGUCUACAGAUUGUUUUUGUAUAUAUGGGCGUUUUUACCAUUUGCCUAUGGAUUAUUUGUUAAAAUGAUGACACAUUUAUAGCAGUGAAUUAAACAUUUUGAGUAUG